AUUUUUUUAACAAACAAGAAAUAGGAGAGAAAAAACGAAGAAAAAAAGCAGAAGACAAAACCAAGAUGGAGGAUUUCCAAUCUCCUAGAGUACGAUCUUACAAGUCGUAUGAAGGAGAUAGGAACCUCCAACUGGUUGAUCCUGCCGAUCUAAAACCGGUGAGAGGAAUUUAUGUUGUUAGAGAAUCAAAACAUAACCGAUCACCGAUGACAUCGGAUCUGUGGCGCAAAAUUUCUUACAAAGACUUGCCCGUUAGACCUAGCAGGAAAUCUACCUCUCAUUCAACAUCGUUAAAAGGAUGGUGGAACGAUCCAGAGAUAAAGAGAAAGCGACGAGUGGCGAAAUACAAACUUUAUUCGGCUGAAGGAAGGAUGAAAUCAACUUUGAAAAAGAGUUACAAAUGGAUUAAGAUUCAAUGCUCCAAGAUUAUUCAUGGGAUAUAGGUCUCUCCUAUUAUAUAAUCUGUUUAGAAGUUUGUUCUGAAAUUCAAUAUAUUUAAUUUAUUUUGUUCAUUAUGUAAUUGUGUUCCUUGUGUAUUUCUAUUACAUUCAAUUGACUUGCACAUCCAAAAAAAAAACUAUGUUAAUUUGAAAAAGUUAUCUAA
Camelina sativa (false flax) is the source of this 604-nucleotide messenger RNA. RefSeq lists its product as uncharacterized. The record is from RefSeq and is a predicted model, not a curated record. NCBI's taxonomy places the organism in Eukaryota, Viridiplantae, Streptophyta, Magnoliopsida, Brassicales, Brassicaceae.